CACGGCUGCUCGGGCUCUCCUCUCUCCCUGCCAGCCGCCAGGAGGCACGCAGCCCACGCGGCGGCGGCGGCGAUCGAUCCGGUGAUGCGCCGGCCGCCGGCAGACGCCGGCAAUCGCAGCACCCUGCACCACCGUUACACAUUAGCUCCUCCUCUGCCCCGCGUGCCCCAGCUCCUCCUCUCUCCCACGCGCCCGAGCUCCUCGUUGUGCGCCGCUCGGGAGGGCUUGCGCUCGCCGCUCGACCAGAGCCACCGCCAGUUGGUCGUCGUUGCACUUGCCGGCUACCUGGUCGUCCCCUCUGCACCGCCAUCCACCUCAAAUUUGUACGCGUAUGUGUUUGUGGAUGUUCUCAGUUAUUUUUUGCACACAAGGUGUUUGUGUGUUUGUCCGAGCCAGUUUCAGUCACAGAUCCUUGAGGUAAACUCCCACAUGAAUACAUCAUGAGAGUAACUCUCGUUCCAUAUGAUUCAAAACAUGUUAUGAUGGUGGGAGCUAAUCAGGUUACUAGAAUAAUGGUUUGCUAAUUAAUUUACAUCGUGUGGAGUCUCAGGACACAUGGGUACGCCAGCUCCUACUGCUUGACAAAUGUAUAUCUGCAGAUUUUCUUUAAUUGUAUAAAGAAGUUACUGUAAGUUGUUGACCUUUUUUUGUGCCUAGACACAGCAGCUCCAACAAGAUCUGUGCGCUCAUAAUGAGAUAUGUAUGCAUGCUUUUUGUUUUUGUUGUGCCUUGUUUUCCGUUUAUCUUUGCUGCGCCUUUUUAGUUUUAAUUGUUAUUUACCUUCAUCCGACCGAAUUGAGCUAUCGGAGGUGCUGCGGUCUUUUGGCAAACAUGCUCUAUAUUCUAUGGUUUGGCAUCUACAGGAUGCCAUCUCAGGUCAUGGAUCCACUGUGGCUGCUUCGUCCUUCACUGAGAUCAGAGAGAAAAUUAUAUUUUGGAAGAAGGAACCCAUACCUCAGAAGAUGGCAUUUUGUGCUUGGUGGCCUUCUUCGCCGACUUCAUGGGCAUGUCAGCCCUCAUCUCCACUUCGUCAUCGACGACAUCUACGACCACGACACCUGGCACCUUGGGUAUGAUUGUGAUCUGUGCAAUGGGUGCAUAGUGGAAGGGGCUGUCGUUCCAGUUCAGCAGGGGCUGCACCUUCUACCGCAGUUAGCCCGCCCCGCAUCGGCAGCAGCGGAUUCAGAUUGUGUUUGGAGAUGGUGGCCGUGAGGAGGAUUUCAGGGGAGGUCGUACUGUGACUACAACAAGAGGCUGAGAUUUGACCUGCACUGUUUGCGAAAAGCAGGUUCAGGAGCUCCAAGCCAACAACCGCCAGAGCUUUGAAGCUGCAAGAUUUCUACUUUCUAGCUUCUGUCACAAAAUUUGUUGUAGCGUGUUAUUUUGUAUGGUAGUCGAGUUUAUUGUAAUAGUGAGCUAUAGACCUAUUGUUCAAUUUUGUUUGAGAUAGAAUAAUAUCUUGCUGUUCUGGGUGGAUUUUAGGAAUC
This is a messenger RNA of Aegilops tauschii subsp. strangulata, 1487 nucleotides long. The record is from RefSeq and is a predicted model, not a curated record. NCBI's taxonomy places the organism in Eukaryota, Viridiplantae, Streptophyta, Magnoliopsida, Poales, Poaceae.